Diaporthe citri is the source of this 1035-nucleotide messenger RNA. RefSeq lists its product as uncharacterized. Gene Ontology annotation, molecular function: O-methyltransferase activity. The coding region runs from base 1 to 1035 and encodes 344 amino acids. The record is from RefSeq and is a predicted model, not a curated record. The transcript has 5 exons. NCBI's taxonomy places the organism in Eukaryota, Fungi, Ascomycota, Sordariomycetes, Diaporthales, Diaporthaceae.
AUGGAUCUCGCGUAUUCGCCAUUUCUUUCAUUUUCCGCGAGGAUCGCAGACGGCCUCAAUCUCUUCAAGCUUAUUGUGGACCAUGAAAGCCCGAUUUCGUCUCAGAAGCUGGCAUCCAUUUCAAAAGGCGAGGAGCUGUUGAUUGGGCGUAUCCUGAGGGCUCUGGCUUCCAUUGGCUCUGUGGACGAGGUUGGCCCUCAGAAAUGGCAACCUACGGCUAUCACCAGGGCCAUGGCGAAGGAGGAGAUCGCGGCCGGGCACCGAACUUGUGGAAACACGAUCGUGGAGGCUGGACAAAAAGCAUCCAAGUACUUUAGCGAGGCCGGGUACCGCUGCCCGACAGAUCCUCGUGACAGCCUCAUGCAGUACGCAUUCCAGACGAAAUUGACGACCUUCGAAUACAUGAGCUCGAUCCCUCGGGUCUUGAAGGAUUUCAACACCUUCAUGGGCAACACGAUGGGCGCGAGGAAGUACUGGACUGACUGGUACCCGGUCAAGGAGCGCCUGCUUGAUGGGUCGAACGAGACGUCGCCUUUUUUGGUGGACGUGGGCGGUGGUAAAGGCCAUGAUGUUCUCGAAUUCCAAGCUAAAUACCCGCAGAAGGGGAGGCGUCUUGUCCUCCAGGACUUAUCCCCCGUUACCAGUGAUCUUGCAGAUCUUGGUCCUGGUAUUGAACGCAUGACUUAUGACUUCUUCACUGAGCAGCCUGUGCAAGGUGCACGAGCGUAUUUUUAUCAUCAUAUACUCCACGACUGGCCCGACUCGUACUGCUUGAAGAUCUUGGAGCAGGUCAGAAAGUCCAUGACGCUUGGGUACUCAAAGCUCAUCAUUCACGAGUUGGUCCUUCCAGAGCAGAAUGCUGACAAGACUUCUGCCGUCUUCGACCUGGCCAUGAUGGCUUUCAAUGCUGGCAUGGAGCGCACGGGGACACAAUGGAGGGAACUGCUUGGGCAGGCUGGUUUCCAGAACGUCAGGGUCUGGACAGCCCCUGAAGUAGGGGCAGAUGGUGUCAUUGAAGCAAUGAUCGAGGAGUAA